AUAUACCAUGUGUGUUGCAGUUAUUAUAAAACGCAAUUAAAAGGCGUUGUUCAGAAUCGGAGGUAGGUCUGUUGUGGAUUUCAUAUAACGAGCCCACAUGAUGAUUUUAUGGCUAUUUACUGCGAUAUUUUAUGUGUUUGGAAGUUUGGCAUCCAUCAAAGCACAGCUACAACCGCCGACUAUUUCCCUGCUUCAACCACAGGGAAUACGCUUUGUAAUACAAGACUACCCGGGUGCCACUUUAGCUGCUGUUCACUACAGUAUUAAUCGACCAUUGGUAGGUUCAGACGCAGGGGAACACAAUUAUGACAUCAACGAGAAAACAGAUAACGCUUGGGUACAUGAAAACAGGAACAUCAUAGUGAACGCCGGCGAUGUGGUAAACUACUGGAUCUAUGUUGUUAUCAAUGGAGUCGGCCAACAUCUAACUGAUCAAUCAUGGACUGCUCCAGGAAGGGGUGGGUCGGAAUGGAAUCUUGUUUUUGAGGAUAAUUUUGACACGCUUGAUACAACUAAUAAAUGGGACUAUGAGGUCACCGCCAGUGGUGGUGGGAAUUGGGAGUUCCAAGUUUACACACCGGAGCAGCAGAACACAUUCGUAAGGAAUGGGAAUCUGGUAAUUAAACCUACCCUUACAGCCGACAGAUUUGGAGAAGAUUUUCUGUAUAAUGGAAUCCUGGACCUUAGAGAAAUGUAUGGUCGGUGUACAGACGAGCGAGAUUACGGAUGCCGACGAGAGGGAAGAAACGGGAUGAUUAACUCUAUCAUGUCUGGAAAGCUUAAAUCGAGACAAGCGUUUCGUUAUGGAAGGAUGGAAUUCAGAGCAAAGAUGCCUACAGGGGAUUGGAUCUGGCCAGCUCUCUGGCUCCUACCUAGGGACGCGGUGUACGGAGGAUGGCCUCGUUCCGGAGAGAUAGACGUUUGUGAAAGUCGAGGGAAUGAGAACUAUGGUUCCAUUGGUGUUCAGGAGUUCGGUGCAACGCUUCACUGGGGACCAGAACCGGCGCAGAAUAGAUGGACAAUGACGCAAGGAAAAAGGCACUGCCCUGGGUGUACAUAUGGCCAAGAUUUCCACAUAUACAGAUUGGAUUGGGACGAAACAGGUUUAAUGGUUUUUGAGAACGGGAAUCUGGUGCUGAAUGUACCCACUCCGUCGGAGGGUUACUACAACUGGGGAGGGUGUACUGGACCAAACCCUUGGGAAGGACAGGGGACAGACGCACCUUUUAAUCGAGAAUUCUACCUCAUUCUGAACGUUGCUGUUGGGGGAACAAAUGGUUAUUUCCCGGACAAUGUACAAAGCCUCCCAUAUCCUAAACCAUGGUCGAAUAACUCUCCCCAAGCAAAUGAAGAUUUCUGGAAUGGCAGGUCUGGGUGGUAUAGUACUUGGCGGGGUGACGAUGUUGCCAUGGAGGUGGAUUACGUCAGAGUUUGGCAAAGAAAUUAGAAAUAACAACAAAAGACAUAACAACGAUGGCUUUGUAUAAAAAAAAACUGGGAAAAAACCUCCUACCCACGUACCCUCGUACCCACGUACGUGGGUCCUGACCCAGUCUUUAAAGAGUUAAAUUUUUAAAUGUUUAAAACAUUAUUCAAUCUCAGUUUAUCCUGAAUUAUAGAUGAAUUUAUGCAUCCAUAUGCCUUUAUUUAUAGGUCUGACAUCUCUCUAGUAAAAUAAAAUAAAGCCGG
This is a messenger RNA of Owenia fusiformis, 1689 nucleotides long. The record is from the annotation of a GenBank genome assembly. Lineage: Eukaryota; Metazoa; Annelida; Polychaeta; Sabellida; Oweniidae.